Pediculus humanus corporis (human body louse) is the source of this 750-nucleotide messenger RNA. Its product is annotated as protein takeout precursor, putative. The transcript has 5 exons. The record is from RefSeq and is a predicted model, not a curated record. Lineage: Eukaryota; Metazoa; Arthropoda; Insecta; Psocodea; Pediculidae. Bases 1 to 750 code for a protein of 249 amino acids.
AUGAAUAAAAUUUUUUUUAAUUUAUUUUUUUUUUUUAUUUUUUUAACAGUACAAGCAAAAGAUUUACCGAGUUAUAUAAAGGCAUGCCAGAGAAAUUCACCCACCGUUAACGAUUGUUUAAAAAAAGCAACGGCCGUUUUACAACCCUACAUGUCGAAAGGAAUCAAAGAACUUAACAUUCCAUCGUUCGAACCGUUGACUAUACCCAUGAUUAAAAUCGAACAGGGUACCGGUUCCGUGAGUUUUAAAGCGACAUUAAACAACCUUAAAAUAUUCGGUUUAAGCGAUUACGUAUUUUCCGAUUUCAGGGGAACGUUUACGAACAACGGCGUUAAUUUCGAUGGAAAAGUCAAUUUCGAAAAGCUCAAAUUAAUAUCCGAUUACGUUAUAGAGGGUAACGUUUUGUUACUUCCGAUAAGAGGAAAUGGAGAAUUUACAGCCAAUAUAACUGAUACGACGGCAAAUUUUGCCAACAUGGCGAUAAUAACGAAAAAGAAAGAUAUGGAACAUCUUCAAGUGAAAGAUUCGACGCUCAAACUCGAUAUAAAAGAUGCAAAAGUACAUUUCGCGAAUUUAUUCAACGGAAACGCGGUUUUAAGUCAAACGACAAACGAUUUUCUUAACGAUAACUCGAAAGAUAUCGUAAACGAGAUAAAACCCGCCAUUGAAUCCGUCAUCGGAAUGCUCAUCGAUGAUUUGAUAAAUAAAUUAUUUAAAACAAUACCCUAUGAUAAAUUAUUUCCUAAAUAA